AUGAUGGGUUUCCGUGGCUACAUUGCGCGGCCAUUCAGCCAGAAUUUCGUCGUCGGAAUCUUGCUAUUCUGCCUCCCCGGCAUAUACACGGCGCUGACCGGUCUCGGAGCCGGCGGCGGGCAUCCCUCCUCGGCCGAUGUGGCCAACAAGACCAAUGCCAUCCUCUAUGGCCUCUUUGCCCUCGUCGGCUUCUUUGGCGGCACGCUCGUCAACGUGCUCCGGCCAAGGACGUGUCUCAUGAUUGGCUCCCUGGGCUAUCCGCUCUACGUCGGCGGCCUCUGGUACUACGACCGAACCGGGCACUCGUGGUUUCCCCUCCUCGGCGGCGCUGUGCUGGGGCUUACGGGCGGCUUCCUGUGGUCGACGGCGGCGUUUGUGCAGUUUGCCUAUGCCCAUGAAAAGGACAAGGCUCUGUACAUUAGCAUUCAGUGGAUGUUGCGCAGUUUCGGCGCCAUGGUGGGAAGCUCCAUCUCGCUGAGCCUGAAUAUCCACCAGACUCGGCCGGUCGGUGUAUCAAACGCCGUGUACAUUGUAUUUAUCAUUUUGCAUGCCAGCGCGUUCUUCAUCGCCAUGGUAUUCAUCGUCCACCCCAAGGAUGUGGUACGGAAAGACGGCACGCACAUUGCGAUAUCGAGAGACACGAAAGUCUGGUACGAGAUCAAAGAGACAAUCAAGCUCAUGACGACGCGCAAAUAUCUCUUCAUGGCGCCUGCGCAACUCGGCUGUGAGAUGGGGCUGGCACUGGUCAGCAGUGUAAACGGUCGCUUUUUUAAUCUGAGAACCAGAUCUGUCAACAACUUUACCUACCAGACAAUCCAAAUACUCAUGCCUGGCCUACUGAUCUGCGUUUUGGACAGCCGCUUCAUCAAGUCCCGUCGCCAUCGUGGCCUUGUCGGCAUGGGAAUCAUGGGAACAAUCGCCAUCGCCGGCUGUGUCGGCCUCAUGAGCUGGCUCAAGGUAAACCACGUCGAGUCGCGUCUAGUAUCCGACCCUUACGACUGGACCGACCCCCAAUUCGGCGGGAUGCUGGCGUGCUUUCUCUUGUUCGGAGCCACUUACGCCGGCUACCAGAUGUGUACCGAAUACACGCUGUCCUCUACCACAGUUGAUCCUGCCCAACUUGCGCGUGUGGCGGGCAUGUUUAAAUUCUACUCGACGUUUGGAAUGAUGAUUUCUUUUCUUCUGGCCGGGGAACGCGUGCCGUUUAUCGGACAAGCCAGCUUACAACUUGCGUUCUUCGUACUUGGAAUUAUCGGCGUAGUCUGGGUGCUUAUAUUCCACGUCGCAGACACUGAUUAUCCUACCCAGGAGGGUCUGCCUACACCGGAAGACGUUGACAAGGAUUUGAAGGAAGAAGAGCGGAAUGUUUGA
This is a messenger RNA of Akanthomyces muscarius, 1371 nucleotides long. RefSeq lists its product as uncharacterized. Bases 1 to 1371 code for a protein of 456 amino acids. The transcript has 5 exons. The record is from RefSeq and is a predicted model, not a curated record. NCBI's taxonomy places the organism in Eukaryota, Fungi, Ascomycota, Sordariomycetes, Hypocreales, Cordycipitaceae. Gene Ontology annotation, molecular function: transmembrane transporter activity. Gene Ontology annotation, biological process: transmembrane transport.